GACGCGGGCUGUCGGCCGCCGGGCGCGGGGCGUGCCGAGCGGCGCCACCAGUUUGGAUCUAUAAAACUCUAUCUUUCGUUCUAACGUCAUUAGUCACCAUUGGCUGCUUCAUCAUAUGUCGCGCGGCACCGGGCCGAGCCGCCCGCCUGCAUUAAUGCCGCAAACCUGAUUUGUGGCCUGUAUCGGCGGCGACGGCGGCCGGUUCGGAGGCGCAGCGGCGCCCGGCGGCCGCGACCCCAUGGAGGGCUACCAGGUGCGGACGCCCGGCCUGGCCGACGACAGGGACAAGCGCAAGGUGGACGACUUCUCGGGCCUGUACGGCCUGGACAACACGCUCCGGCCGCACCCAGAGCACGCAGGAGGCGAGGGAGCGUUCAAGAAGCUGAAGACGGAGGGUGGCUCGGGCGGCGUGGCUGCCGGCCACAGCCCCACCACGUCCGCCUGCCCGACACCUGCCCGCAGGCGACACCGCACCACCUUCUCACAGGUCAGCGAGCUGGUCCGCGCCGCUCUCACCCCUGCGGGCGUGGCGGUAGGCAGAGGCCGCUUCGGCCGCCAGGGUGUGCAGUGA
This is a messenger RNA of Pollicipes pollicipes, 571 nucleotides long. RefSeq lists its product as uncharacterized. The transcript has 2 exons. Bases 239 to 571 code for a protein of 110 amino acids. NCBI's taxonomy places the organism in Eukaryota, Metazoa, Arthropoda, Thecostraca, Pollicipedomorpha, Pollicipedidae. The record is from RefSeq and is a predicted model, not a curated record.